Molecule: messenger RNA, 1640 nt
Organism: Micromonas pusilla CCMP1545
Lineage: Eukaryota; Viridiplantae; Chlorophyta; Mamiellophyceae; Mamiellales; Mamiellaceae
Product: Multidrug/Oligosaccharidyl-lipid/Polysaccharide flippase superfamily
Exons: 2
Coding region: 4-1521 (505 amino acids)
Biological process (GO): transmembrane transport
Cellular component (GO): plasma membrane
Molecular function (GO): antiporter activity; xenobiotic transmembrane transporter activity
Source: RefSeq, a predicted model, not a curated record
CCGAUGGCGCCGACGGUACGAGCACCCGGCGUCGUCGUGGGACGCCGCGCGCGCCAAGGCGGAGUCCGACGCGUUGGAAGAGGCGAGAGCCGCGGCGUUGCGUCGCGCGGCGGCGGCGAAGAAGCUCGCGAUCGAGCGCGCGAAUCUGAGCGAGGCGGCGGCGAGCCGGGUUCUUUCUUGGGCGUGUCCAAGGACAGAGUGGAGACGGUCAUGACGCAGGCGCUGCCCGUCAUGGGAGGGAUGGCGUCGCAGAACGUCCUGAACCUCGCGGACAGCGUCAUGGUCGGGCGGUUGGGCACCGAAGCCGUCGCCGGCGUCGGCCUCGCGUCGUCGGUAAACUUUCAGUGCCAAGCCGCGCUCCAGGGCAUCUCGAGCGGCGUGCAGGCGAUGAGCGCGCGCCGCAUCGGCGAGAACCGACCGGAGGUGGCGGCGGUGCCGCUGAACGCGGCGCUCGUGAUCAUCGUGCUCCUCGGCGUCCCGAUGGCGAUCGCGGCGUUCGUCUCCGCGCCGAGCGUCGUGCCGACGUUGACGGCUGACCCCGCGGUCGUCGCCGCUGCCGUGCCGUACCUGCGGGCGCGCGUGUGCGCCGUGCCGGCGGUGGGCAUCAAUUUCGCGUUCCGAGGGUUCUGGAACGCGGUCCAACAGCCGCAGAUUUACAUGAACACCCUUCUCGCGAUGCACACGGUGAACGUCUCGGUGAGCCUCGCGCUCAUCUUCGGCGUCCCCGCGCUGAAGAUCCCCGCGCUCGGCGUCCUCGGCGCCGGCGUCGGCACCGCGACGUCCGUGUGGCUCGGCUCUCUGCUGUACAUUCGCAUGGGGUUCAUCCGCGCGAAGGAGAUGGGUUUCGGCGUGAAGCUUCCGAGCGCAGACGAUUUCAAGACGCUCAUCGCGCAGGCGGCGCCGACGUCCAUCACCAACUUGCUCUUCGCGACCGGGAUGACGACGUUGUACUGGAUCGUCGGGAAGCUGGGCACCUCCGAGACCGCCGCGGUCAACGUCCUCAUCAACCUGAUGCUCACGCUGGUGCUUCCGUGCAUGGGCAUGGGCCUCGCCGCGGGCGCGCUCUCCGGGCGCGCGCUCGGGAGGGGCGACGUCGAGGACGCGACGCAGUGGCCGUGGGACGUGAGCAAGCUCACGGCGGCGAUGAUGGUCGGGGUGGGCGCGGCGGCGGCGUUCUUUCCGGAGACGUUGCUGCGAUGUUUUCUCACCGACCCGGCGGCGGUGGCUAAGGCGACGCUCCCGCUGCGGUUCACCGGCGCGACGGUCGCGUUCGACGCGGUCUCGCUGACGAUGCAGAACGCGCUCCUCGGCGUCGGCGACGCGCCCAGGGUGGCGUUCAUCUCCAUCGCGACGCAGUGGCUCUUGUUCUUGCCGGCGGCGUUUCUGGGCGUGACGCGGUGCCAGCCGUGGUUCAACAUGAACUGGCUGUGGGGGUUAUACGUCGCGCAGCGCGUGCUGCAGUCCAUCUUGUACACGCGGCUGUGGCACGCGGGCAAGUGGAAGAGCAUCAAGCUCGCGUGACGACGCGAGCGACGACGCGUCCCUCGGCGGGUUUACAAUACUUUAUCGGGGGGGUCACUCUAUCCUGUAUGAUGCGUUGUUCUGUUGUUGUUGUUGUUGUAUCACCAUCCGUUUAUGUU